AGUGUAUUUUAUUUAUUUUUAUUAAUUCUAUGAAGCGCCCUACGAAGCGAUGAUUUAAAGGUUAAGCUAUGAACAAAAAAUCUAAUCAUACAAGUGAUAAAUGAAGAUCUUAUUUCUUGAUGUAACAUAACUGGCAUUAAAUAGUAACCAUGGACACAUUCUUUAAAAUAUAUUGCAGAGGUAUUCUUAAAAUUAAAAAUCUAAUAACAGAUGAAACCAGAUCUCAUCUUGUUAAUACUCAGGCAUAUUCAACACUUUUUACCAACUGUUUAUUUAAGAAUCAUAAAAAUUUGGAUAGUUAUCUUACCCACAAUUUUAAACAUAUUGAUAGAGCUAUACAUACAAGACCAGUUAUAAAAUUAAAUCCAAACAAUCUAAAGCAAUUAGCCUCACACCAUAUACUAUUCAAAUGUUUUCAUACCUCAAAUCCACAGGCAUUUGCACCCUUGUUUUGGAUAUUUAUGAAACCAAUAGUAAAAUUAGUGGCUAUUCUAUCAGGAAGGCGAUUCCGAUAUUGGCUCAAGAGCGACCCAAAAAACAAAUAUCUCAUGAUUACCAAAAUUCAGAAAAACAAACAUUGGUUGAUGAAAUUUGGCAUAGGCUUUUCGUUGUAUGCCGUUUAUUAUUAUUGGUCCCAUAUAGAGGAGGCUCCCAUUACCCAUAGAAAACGAUUUAUAGCAUUUUCUCAAUCACAAUUUCAAAAAAUAGCCGAUUUUGAGACUCAGAUGCAAGUCAACUUACUAAAAGAUAAAAUCAUCAGAACUAAUCACCCUUACUAUAAUAUCGUGAUUGACGUGUUACAAAAGCUUUUUAAUUCCAAUCGUGACAUACCUCAGCUCAACAAAUUAGCCAAUUGGAGCGUUUCGAUAGUCGAAGACGACGCCAAAAAUGCUUUUGUGUUACCAAACGGUCAAAUCUUCGUUUUUACCGGCAUGCUCAAGAUCAUCGAAAAUACGGACCAGCUGGGCAUCGUACUGAGUCACGAAAUGGCUCACGUGCUUUUAGGACACGCGAUAGAAUUAGUGAGUUACGCUCAAAUUUUGGAUUUGGCAGUCAUAGUCGUGAUGGGGGCAUUGUGGGCUUUUCUUCCCACGGAUGGAUUAGCUAUUGUGUCUCAGUGGUUUUACCAAAAAGUUGUUGAUAUAAUGCUGCACAUGCCUUAUAAUCGUAAACUGGAGAAAGAAGCCGACUUUGUAGGCUUGGAACUCGCUUCAAAAGCGUGUUUUGAUGUAAGAGAGGCCGUAAAUUUUUGGAAAAUCAUGGAAGAAAAUCAGCGAAAGAGUAAAAAAUUGGCCGAAAAUCCACCAGAAUGGUUGAGCACCCAUCCUUCUAGCAGUAAUAGGGCCCGGUCAUUGGACGAUUUAAUGCCGGAAGCUCUCAAGACAAGAGAAAAAUGCCAAUGUCCAAGACUGUCUGGGAAGGAUCCGAGGGCAAGGCAUUAUUCGAUAUGAAUGAUAGAAAGAGAGAUAUUUUUGUGAUAAUUCAUAUAUAAACCAAUAUUUUAUACUUGAUGAAAAUGAAAUGAAAUCGGGAAAUCAAUUAUUUAUUUUACAAAU
Molecule: messenger RNA, 1556 nt
Organism: Gordionus sp. m RMFG-2023
Lineage: Eukaryota; Metazoa; Nematomorpha; Gordioida; Chordodea; Parachordodidae
Product: metalloendopeptidase OMA1, mitochondrial-like
Exons: 9
Coding region: 150-1451 (433 amino acids)
Biological process (GO): protein quality control for misfolded or incompletely synthesized proteins; mitochondrial protein processing
Cellular component (GO): mitochondrial inner membrane
Molecular function (GO): metalloendopeptidase activity
Source: RefSeq, a predicted model, not a curated record